GACCCGGGGCUUUCCAGAGAGUCUAUUUUUUCUCAUCCUUCUGGAAACGAUAAUUUAAUUCCUCCAAAUAUUUCUAGAACUAUUGCCUACAAGCUGCCUGAUGCCUCACUUCCUCGGUCAAAUUCGAUUUCAUUUCAGGCAAGGCAACAGCACCGCUUCAAAUUCAUAUGUCCAUAUGAAAAUUGUGGAAGACGUUACCUAGCUGAAACUGGACUCUCUCGCCAUCUUCUUAAGUACCAUAACGCUGCCGAAGAUUUUUUAAGCAGCCUUUCAGUGACAGCCAAUGUGGUGCGCUCCUCUUGCAGCCAUGGAAAUAGUUCCAGUAAUAUGAAUACUAAUACGUCUACUUCUAUAAAUCCAAAUAUCUCAAGGCCUGAGGCACUUGUUUCUUUGACAGACCGACUGUCCAUCGGCACUAGUAUCUCUACUCAUCCUGUGGCUCCGAGCUUGGCACCGCCGUGUCCACUACUAUCUCAUGCACAUAUCCAGUCCCAGCCUGGGCCAGAGGCAAUUGAUCUGACCAGAGAAGUAGCUGAUAGCCGCCUAAUCUCUCGGCUAGUAGGCAAGAUCGGGACAGACGGCUUGGCCAAUAGCUGUUCUUUAGAUAAUCAGCCCCUAAGCCGACCACUCACUCACCAUCGGCCCGAGCAGAUGCUAUUUCCAGCGCCCAGUGAAGCAUCAACGAAUCCCAUUCAAAUUAAGUCCGUGCUGAGAGCAUCUCUACAACCCUUAAAUGUCCCCAACCUUAAUCGAUAUCCGGAAAAGUCGCCAUUUCCUUCUUUGAUGAACGAUCGGGUUCUUCCGGUUUCCAAAAGUCGAGUGAGUUUUGCAAAAUAA
Messenger RNA from Protopolystoma xenopodis, 837 nucleotides. The record is from the annotation of a GenBank genome assembly. Lineage: Eukaryota; Metazoa; Platyhelminthes; Monogenea; Polystomatidea; Polystomatidae.